CUCGCGGCUGAGACCCCUGCAUGUGCCAGAGCCAUGUGGCUGCUGCACCUGUUGCUGGCCCUGCUGGCUCCGGUCACUGCUGCAGGCUGCCAGGGCGCCGAGCUCGACCGGCAGCUCAUCCUGGCCAAGCUCCGGGCCCAGGUCCUGGAGUAUCUGAGUCCCAGCAGCCCCAGGAGCAGGGCCCAGCAGCAGCGCAGGGGGAUGCACAGGAGGCACAUCCCAGGGACUCCAGCCCUCCCAGGCCAGGAGCUAGAGGACACCUCCCAGGUGAUACUUUUCCCCACCACAGAUGUGCCAUGUGAGCCACCCCAGCCAGACGGGCUCCCAGAGGACGAGAGCGUUUUCACCUACCUCUUCCAGCCUUCACCUCACACCCUGAGCCGCGUGGUGACGUCCACCCAGCUCUGGUUCCACACAGGCCCGGUCCUCGUGCCCCCCAGCUCACCAGCUGCUGCCAACCGCUCUGGGGCGGGGGCAGACGUGCUGAUCCUCUCGGGGCAGGGCCGGGUCACCGUGGCAGCCACUGUGGUGCAGGCAGCCGAGCAGUGGACGGUCUUCCACUUCGCUGCGCCCUUCCUGCGCUACGUCUCCCAGAAGCUCUUUGUGCUGCUCGUGCGCUGCCCGGGCUGCCCCUGCACGGCCGACGCAGACAAGAUGCCCUUCCUCAUGGCCACCACCAAGCCCAAAGGGCCGGACAGAGCCCGCCGCUCCUCCGUGCCCUGGUCCCCGGCGGCCCUCAACCUGCUGCAGCGCCCGUCAGAAGACGCCGCAGCCCAUGCUGACUGCCACCGGGCCGCCCUCAACAUCUCCUUCGAGGAGCUGGGCUGGGACAAGUGGAUCGUGCACCCUAGCAGCUUCGUCUUCCACUACUGCCACGGCAGCUGCUCCGACGCCCACACCCUGAGCCACGCGCUGGGCUUCCGGCUGUGCUGUGCCGCCCUGCCCAGCACCAUGCGCUCCCUGCGCGUGCGCACCACCUCCGACGGCGGCUACUCCUUCAAGUACGAGACUGUGCCCAACAUCCUCACCCAGGACUGCGCCUGCAUCUAGGGCCGCCGGGUACCACGCAGCCCUGCGCUGGGCUCUGCCGAGCCGGCCCGACUCCCUCGGAGCUCCCCGCGACGGGGUGGGACGUGGGGGGGGCUGUUUUCCUGCCAUGCGGGGUGGCGGGGGGGCCAUCCCCGCGUUGGGAUGACCCAGCACGAUGGAGCCGGGCUCCCUCAACCAGGGCUAGCAGGUCAUUCUGACUGGAUCCCACCCCCGGGCGGGGGUGCGUGGGGGGGGGGGUGUCAUUGCACUCAGCAAACCCAGCGGGCUCACACCUAGGGUGACCAGAUGUCCCGAUUUUUGGGUCUUUUUCUUAUAUAGGCUCCUAUUACCCCCACCCCGUCCCGAUUUUUCACACUUGUUGGCUGGUGACCCUGCUCGCCCCCCGCCCCCCCAAGGAUCUGCCCAUCCCAGAGCAGACAAGGGGCUUGCGAGCCAGGAGUUCAGGCUGGAUCCUCCCUACAGCCCCCGGGCAGCAGCCCCUGAGUCACCGAGCCGGGCAGGUCCUGGGCGGGGCAAAGGGGAGCGGUUCAACUCGCCAAACCUGCUCCAGGGUCAGUCCCUGCAGCUGCACCACUGAGACCCCCCUGGCUCCCCCCCAGCCCAGGCUGCUCCUCACC
Messenger RNA from Mauremys reevesii (Reeves's turtle), 1667 nucleotides. RefSeq names its product inhibin subunit alpha (gene INHA). The record is from RefSeq and is a predicted model, not a curated record. Gene Ontology annotation, cellular component: extracellular region. Gene Ontology annotation, molecular function: growth factor activity; cytokine activity. The transcript has 2 exons. The coding region runs from base 34 to 1050 and encodes 338 amino acids. NCBI's taxonomy places the organism in Eukaryota, Metazoa, Chordata, Testudines, Geoemydidae. Gene Ontology annotation, biological process: SMAD protein signal transduction.